AUGGUGGUUUUAUCACAGCCAGUCGCCUUAGACAACCACAUAUCCGUAAUCCCAACGUACACCCCGGUUCCGGUCUUCACUUCCCAACCAAUCCCCGUCGUGGACCUAACCGACCCAGAAGCCAAAACCCUAAUCGUGAAAGCUUGUGAGGAGUUUGGUUUUUUCAAGGUUGUAAACCACGGAGUCCGAGAUGACCUCAUGACCCGGUUAGAGCAGGAGGCUAUCCGCUUUUUCGCCUUGCCCCAGUCUCUUAAGAACCAGGCCGGUCCACCUGAACCGUACGGAUAUGGUAGUAAACGGAUUGGACCAAACGGUGACGUUGGGUGGAUUGAGUAUAUCCUCCUCAAUGCUAACCCUCAGCUCUCCACCCCAAAUACAUCUGACGUUUUCGGUCAAACCCCACAGAUUUUUCGAGAGGCGGUGGACGAGUACAUGCACGAGUUGAAGGAAGUGUCGUGCAAGGUUUUGGAGAUGGUGACGGAAGGAUUAGGGAUAGAGCCAAGGGACACACUGAGUAAGAUGGUGAGAGAUGAGAAGAGUGACUCUUGCUUGAGACUGAACCAUUAUCCGACGGCGGAGGAAGAGGCGGAGAACAUGGUGAAAGUAGGGUUUGGGGAACACACAGACCCACAAAUAAUCUCAGUGCUAAGGUCCAAUGACACGGCGGGUCUUCAAAUAUGUAUGAAAGAUGGAAGUUGGGUCGCUGUCCCUCCUGAUCACUCCUCUUUUUUCAUUAAUGUUGGAGAUGCUCUUCAGGUUAUGACAAACGGAAGGUUCAAGAGUGUUAAACACAGAGUCUUAGCUGAUACAAGGAGAUCGAGAGUCUCGAUGAUAUAUUUUGGAGGACCGCCAUUGAGCGAGAAGAUAGCGCCACUUUCGUGUCUAGUCCCUAAGCAAGACGAUUGGCUUUACAAAGAAUUCACUUGGUCUCAAUACAAAUCUUCUGCUUACAAGUCUAAGCUUGGUGAUUAUAGGCUUGGUCUCUUUGAGAAACAACCUCUUCUCACACAUAUGUCUAAUGAAUGA
Brassica napus (rape) is the source of this 1026-nucleotide messenger RNA. Its product is annotated as gibberellin 2-beta-dioxygenase 2-like. The record is from RefSeq and is marked provisional. Gene Ontology annotation, biological process: response to light stimulus; gibberellin catabolic process. NCBI's taxonomy places the organism in Eukaryota, Viridiplantae, Streptophyta, Magnoliopsida, Brassicales, Brassicaceae.